GAACGUAGUGUUUAAGCGUGGCUUAAAUUCUCUUUGGCAAUAGCGGAUAGCCAUAUUUUCAUUUUCUCAUGAUUUCAGUGAUCGUUGCGUAGAAUAUUUACUCUCUAGUAUCGAUUUUCGAUCAUUAUUCACAAUAAAUUACUUAUUACACACUAAUCAUUCUGCCAACGCUUAGGUUUGUCUUAAUUGACGAAUACAAAUUAAUGGUAAAAAAUUGCGUCGAAUAGCCUAUAAAUAGGUUCAAAACUUGUCUGCUCUUACUCAUGGAGUUUUCUUCAUUCGUUCUCCCAAUCACGAAAAACAUGUGCAGAACUUGUUUAUCGGAUCUCAAUUCUGAUGCAGAUACUUCUUUGUUCAUGAAUAUUCAGGAUGUUGUAGAGCACGAAACAGUUAAAGUCAAGCUCAUAGAUAUUUUGGUUUUUCUUAAUUGUUUACAGCAUAACGACGAAGAUAAUUGGCCACAAGGAAUGUGCGCGACAUGUAUAUCAACAGCUCUGAUGGCUUAUAAUUUUAAGUUAAAUUGUCUAAAGGCAAAUGCAACUAUUUCACAGAUAUUUACCUUACAGACUCAAAGCUUGGAAAGUUCUGAUAUAGAUAAUAUUGAUAUAAGUGUGGUCUAUCAAGAUCAUGAAUAUGAAUUGCCAUUCUUUAGUAGCCAAUCUGUUUUAGAAUUGGAUUCUUUGCAAGAAAACAAAGAAAUUAUCCCACUGCCCCCCGUCACAGAAAUCACAUCAACAGAACACCCCCCAAGAAAAGAAGGAGAAAAGAAAUAUGCUUGCAACUCAUGUGGAAAAUCAUUCACACGAAUUAAUGGAUUAAAAAAUCACAUCUCAAAGCAUAAUGAUUACCCUAAACAUCUUUGUUCUACAUGUGGUAAAUGUUUUUUUACACGAAGUGGACUGAAUCAACAUUUAAUAUCUCAUAGAGAAACAGCUCAGUUUAAGUGUGGAUUUUGCAAUAAGACAUAUAAAUCACGACAAUCUUUGAAAGACCACUUUAGAAUAGCACACUCAAGCAAUCGUAAGCACUUUGUUUGUGUGACUUGUGGUAAGAGUUAUACAGCAAAAUCAACAUUAUCAAUGCAUUUGAAAACUCACACAGGGCAUAAUCACUAUAAUUGUCCAUUAUGUCCAAAAAGUUAUACUCGAAAGUCAUAUUUAAAAGCUCACACUUUGGCCAAGCACACAGGAGAGUCUAGGCCGAAACCAUUUUUAUGCAAUUGUGAAGGAUGUGGUAGGAGUUUUUCAACAAAAUACUCGCUUCUGGUUCAUAUUGCACAUGCACAUACAGCAGAACGGCCUCAUAAAUGUGAAAUUUGUUCAAAACAAUUUCCUACAGUUUCUGGGCUAAGAGUACAUAAGGGGUCACAUCUUGCUAAACAAUAUGUCACAUGUGAAAUUUGUCAUAAAAAUCUACCAAAUAAAAGAAAACUUCAAAAACAUAUGAAUCUUCAUGGAGUGGAUCAAUAGCUUCAUGUAAUAAUCACCUUAAUUUUAUUGUAAUUAUUAUGAUUUCAAUAUAAACAUAGUUAUGUACAUUAUAUAUAUCCUAAAAUAAAAUUAGUAUUUCUAACAA
Messenger RNA from Leptidea sinapis, 1575 nucleotides. RefSeq names its product zinc finger protein 782-like. The record is from RefSeq and is a predicted model, not a curated record. The transcript is spliced from 2 exons. Gene Ontology annotation, cellular component: nucleus. The coding region runs from base 264 to 1469 and encodes 401 amino acids. Gene Ontology annotation, biological process: regulation of transcription by RNA polymerase II. Lineage: Eukaryota; Metazoa; Arthropoda; Insecta; Lepidoptera; Pieridae. Gene Ontology annotation, molecular function: DNA-binding transcription factor activity; zinc ion binding; RNA polymerase II cis-regulatory region sequence-specific DNA binding.